This is a messenger RNA of Exophiala xenobiotica, 1275 nucleotides long. Its product is annotated as branched-chain amino acid aminotransferase. Gene Ontology annotation, molecular function: branched-chain-amino-acid:2-oxoglutarate transaminase activity. Gene Ontology annotation, cellular component: mitochondrion. NCBI's taxonomy places the organism in Eukaryota, Fungi, Ascomycota, Eurotiomycetes, Chaetothyriales, Herpotrichiellaceae. Gene Ontology annotation, biological process: L-leucine biosynthetic process; L-valine biosynthetic process. Bases 1 to 1275 code for a protein of 424 amino acids. The transcript is spliced from 2 exons. The record is from RefSeq and is a predicted model, not a curated record.
AUGUCUCUUCCUCGGCUAUUGCGCACGCCCUGCGCACGCAGUCUCACAAAAUCAACACUCUCCCCAGCUUCAUUACGGCUCCUACCCGUAUACAAGACUUUCUCAACAUCCCGCGCAAGGCUAGAAGAGCUCACUAUCGACGAUGACCUGCACUCUAAACUCCCGGGAAUUGACCCGUCCCGCCUUGAAGUCACCGAAACAAUUACUCCCAAAGCCCUCGUGUCGAAUCAAGAUCUUGUCUUUGGGAGAACAUUUACCGACCACAUGCUCUCGAUCGAAUGGACGGCCGCACAAGGCUGGCUUGCCCCUCGAAUGACACCCUAUCAAAACCUCUCCCUCGAUCCCGCGACCUGCGUCUUCCACUACGCGUUCGAGUGCUUUGAAGGCAUGAAAGCUUACAAGUGCGAAAAGGACAAUUCUCUGCGCCUCUUCCGACCGGACAAAAACAUGGCACGCAUGAACAAAUCCGCCGCACGCAUCGCCCUACCCACAUUUGACGGCCAGAAAUUGAUAGAUUUGAUCGGCAAACUGUGCCGGCUAGACGAGCGGUUCAUCUCGUCAGAAAAGGGUUACUCAUUGUACCUCCGACCUACACUUAUUGGUACGCAGCGAACGCUAGGUGUCGGUCCGCCAGGUUCAGCUCUGCUAUACGUGAUCGCAUCGCCAGUCGGCCCAUACUACCCCACAGGGUUCAAGGCGAUUUCGCUGGAAGCCACCGACUACGCUGUCCGUGCCUGGCCUGGAGGUGUUGGCGACAAGAAACUCGGCGCAAACUACGCGCCGUGCAUUGUACCGCAACUGAAAGCUGCAAAAAAAGGUCUACAUCAGAAUUUAUGGCUGUUCGGGCCGGAGCAGUUAAUCACUGAGGUCGGUACCAUGAAUUUGUUUGUGUGCAUAAAGAACAAAGAGACAGGGCAGAAAGAGCUGCUUACAGCGCCCCUCGAUGGUACCAUUUUGGAAGGUGUGACGCGAGAUUCUGUGCUUGCCCUUGCACGAGAGAGACUCGAGCCUGAAGGGUGGAAGGUCAUUGAGCGCUAUGUCAAGAUGCAGGAGCUCGCAGAUGCAGAGGCGGAAGGACGACUGAUUGAGGUCUUUGGGGCUGGCACGGCUGCCAUUGUCGCGCCAGUAAGGAAGAUUGCGUGGAAAGACCGCAUGCUGGAUUGUGGACUCAAGCCCACCGAAGAGGCGGGCGAGGUCGCCUCCAAAAUGAAAGGAUGGAUUGAAGCCAUUCAGUACGGUGAUGAGGCUCAUCCUUGGAGUGUGAAGAUUCCUUGA